GGUGACCACUAGCUAAACAGAAAGGAGAGCCUACUCAAGCCCAGUUCCACAUCACACAAGUCUGUAGACAUGUCUACGGAAAAGAUGGCGAAAGCAGAAGAGACUUUUCAAAGGUACACAGAGAUUAAGAAGAUGGUUGACAGGUGGCGUAACUCUCACACUCGCUGCCUGUGGCAGAUGACACUGAGCCAGCGGAGGAACCCAUACGCCACGCUGAGGAUGCAGGAGGACAUGGCCCGGGAACUGGUGCUGGCCAACAAGCAGCUGCUGAUGGUCCGGCAGGCUGCCCUGCACCAGCUGUUUGAACAGGAGCAUCAGCAAUACCAGCAAGAACUGAAUCGGAUGGGCAAAGCCUUUUAUGUGGAGAGACUCUGAGUGCAUCUCAAACCCCAUGCCCAUCACGCCUGCUAACCUAGCCUGGACCCUCUACCGCCAGACAUUCCCGAAACAAGCCUGGAUCUAGCUAUCUGCCCUGCACUUAAGAGCAUGCCCCUGCUCUCACAUCUUCACUCGGUUGGCUGUGGGCUGCUGUUUGGGGAAACAACCCAUGUCAACAACGGUUAAAAACAGGAGCGACACCUUGUGGCUACAGUGGGAUGUGCAGUGUUGGUGUAAAGAGCGUUUUAAGAAGCGUGAUUUGGUUUAAUAAAGCUGGUUCCCAA
This is a messenger RNA of Ochotona curzoniae (black-lipped pika), 662 nucleotides long. RefSeq names its product chromosome unknown C1orf189 homolog (gene CFAP141). Bases 70 to 375 code for a protein of 101 amino acids. The transcript has 4 exons. The record is from RefSeq and is a predicted model, not a curated record. Lineage: Eukaryota; Metazoa; Chordata; Mammalia; Lagomorpha; Ochotonidae.